AUGACCGUAGCGACAGCAGCCUUGGUUUUCUUCGUCACAAUUUUCGCCUUGAUCAGCUCGCCAGCACGAAACAGUAAAGUGCUCCGACCAUGGGCCACGGACGCGGGCAUCAUCCACAGCGGCGCAAAGCCAACAUCAUCAAAGGCGGCGUGGAAGGACCCUCCCAAGCGAAACAUGCACAUCCUGCUCCCGGCCACGCAGAGUAAUGUCAACUUCUGCAAGACAUUGCUGAGCAUGACCAUUCUCGGCUAUCCCAACCCAACCAUACUGGCUUGGGGCGACGAUGACGAAAGCGGCGGUCUGCUGGGAGGCGGCUCCCACUUCGCCAAGAUCACGCGCGUCUUGGAGUACAUCAAUAACGAGGAGCGGAGAAAAGAUCCUGCCUUUGAAGACGAGCUUGUGUUCAUGCUGGACAGCUUUGAUAUCUGGUUCCAGCUCCCUGUCCACCAGCUCCUAGAUCGGUACGACACCUUGCUCGAGCAAGAGAAUGCGCGCGUGAAGCACCGCUUGGGAAAGGCCUACGAAAAAGAGGGCAUCAGGUCGCAGAUUGUUUUUGGCGCAGGCAAACGCUGCGCGCCCAAUAUCCUCCACAGCGUCGCGUGCUACCCGACCCCGGAGUCGCCUCUCCCCAUGGAUCUCAGAGGUGCGGCCACCGACACCGUCUUGGGCUACAGCCCCUGGUCCAACUACAGGACGCGCUAUCUCAACUCGGGAUACAUCAUCGGGCCAGUCCGCGAGCUGCGGCCGCUGCUAGAGCGCGCUGCCGAGAAACUCGCGGCGUGUGCGAACCAGGGCGACCUGCCCAUCGACAAUGGCUAUGGCUCCCACGAGUGCUUCCGCGGGAGCGACCAGAGUAUCUUCAUUGAGAUCUUUGGCGAACAGGAGUUUCACCGCGAGACGAUGCGGCGCCACCACCGCAACAAGAUGGACGACUGGCUUGACGCCAUUGUCGCCAAUAGGCCUGCUUCGAAACCGCCUGCCACGCAUAUCCAGGGGGCGCCCAUCAACGACAUGCUGAACCCAGAGUUCGACCACGAGCUUCGCAGCGCGCAAUGGGUGCCGGAUAAGCCGUGGGAGUUUGGGAUCGCACUGGACUACUGGUCCACCCUGGGCCACCAGACCUCCAACGCAGCCCACGACUACCGCUACCUGCGUCACGACCAGCCGAUCGAGGAGCAGAUAGGCAACAAGGGGUGGUUCGACUGUCCCGGCAAGGGUUCUGACCUUGCCGACUUGCCAGAGGGCAAGAUCCCCAUUCUCGCGGGCCAAGAGCCCAGUAGCUGGAAGGCUCUCCCGCUGUACACGGAGAUCUGCCUCGGUGUCGUGCCCGUCAUGAUCCACCACAACUCUGUCAACAAGGGCCAUCGCGAGAAGGAGUGGGACCAGGUCUGGUGGCACGGUCGUGCGAGGGAGCUCCUCGAGUGGCGGCGGACGCAGGGCGCACCACAGCUGGUCAAGGGCAUCCCAGCCGAGAAUGGUCCCGUGCUGAAGUGGGAGGAGUUGUGUCCAGCGGACAUCGAGCCUGAGCUGUUCAGGGAUGGGAAUCAGGACUGA
This is a messenger RNA of Emericellopsis cladophorae, 1554 nucleotides long. RefSeq lists its product as uncharacterized. The record is from RefSeq and is a predicted model, not a curated record. NCBI's taxonomy places the organism in Eukaryota, Fungi, Ascomycota, Sordariomycetes, Hypocreales, Bionectriaceae. The coding region runs from base 1 to 1554 and encodes 517 amino acids. The transcript has 2 exons.